Messenger RNA from Rangifer tarandus platyrhynchus (Svalbard reindeer), 300 nucleotides. Lineage: Eukaryota; Metazoa; Chordata; Mammalia; Artiodactyla; Cervidae. The record is from the annotation of a GenBank genome assembly.
AUGAGCCUCUCCUACGCUGCCCCAUGCUUCCACAAUUGUCUCCACAGCCAUCCUCACUUCUCCCCAUCUGGAACCACAGAGCUGUCCCAGACCCUCCCUCCCUCUGUCCAGAUCUUGUCAGCGCCCCCUUCUCACUGGGUCUCCACUGCCCUACCCCACCUCUAUCUAACCCAAAACCCCGUUAGCAGUCCUGCAACAGCAAAAAAAACCCAAAAAUCUCUUAGAGUAAUACAAGCUCAUGAUAAAAAUCCAAUUUCCAGUGUCUCUACAAAGCAAAAUAAAAGUAACCUUAGUUUUUAA